This is a messenger RNA of Raphanus sativus (radish), 709 nucleotides long. RefSeq names its product calmodulin. The coding region runs from base 85 to 534 and encodes 149 amino acids. The record is from RefSeq and is a predicted model, not a curated record. NCBI's taxonomy places the organism in Eukaryota, Viridiplantae, Streptophyta, Magnoliopsida, Brassicales, Brassicaceae. Gene Ontology annotation, molecular function: calcium ion binding; enzyme regulator activity. The transcript has 2 exons.
CUGGGGAAACCAGAAAAAAAAAAACAAAAAAGUAAAUCAAACUCUCAGAUUUGCGGAAAAAGCUUAGAAAGGAAAAAAAAAGAAAUGGCGGAUCAGCUGACCGAUGACCAGAUCUCAGAGUUCAAGGAAGCCUUUAGCCUCUUCGAUAAGGAUGGAGAUGGUUGCAUCACCACGAAGGAGCUCGGAACCGUGAUGAGGUCUCUGGGGCAAAACCCAACCGAAGCUGAGCUCCAAGACAUGAUCAACGAGGUGGACGCAGACGGGAAUGGGACCAUCGAUUUCCCCGAGUUCCUUAACCUGAUGGCGAGGAAGAUGAAGGACACUGACUCGGAGGAAGAGCUCAAGGAAGCCUUCAGGGUUUUCGACAAAGACCAGAACGGUUUCAUCUCCGCGGCGGAGCUUCGACAUGUGAUGACGAACCUCGGGGAGAAACUCACCGACGAGGAGGUUGAUGAGAUGAUCAGAGAGGCUGAUGUUGAUGGCGAUGGGCAGAUCAACUAUGAUGAGUUCGUUAAAGUCAUGAUGGCUAAGUGAUGGAGAGAGAGAGAGUGAAUCUUUCUUUCUCGUUAUGAGUUGUUCCUGUUUGCUGUCAUCUAGAACAUGUUUUCUUCCCCUUUGAUUUGUUUUUGCUUUGGUGAUUGUUAUGUGAAGUGUGAACUCAUCAUGUCUUGCUCAUCUUUUGACAAUUGAUAUUCUCUCCUUUUUUUAA